Molecule: messenger RNA, 543 nt
Organism: Hydatigera taeniaeformis
Lineage: Eukaryota; Metazoa; Platyhelminthes; Cestoda; Cyclophyllidea; Taeniidae
Source: the annotation of a GenBank genome assembly
AUGAGUCGGGUACGAGCAUCGGUUGGGACGUCGAGGCCGUUGGAUGGCGUGGCUAGGACGCCACUUCGGAUUGAUGUGGAAAAGGAUGGCGUUGGUGGAGGUGGUGAUGGCGGCGGCAACGGCGGCGGCGGCGGCGGCGGCGGCGGCGACGGUGGUGGUGGUGGUGGUGGUGAAAUGGGACAGAAGGAGGCGCGUCAGUGUCGUGGACUGAAUGAUGGGAUCAGGUGGAUGCUGGAGAGUGGACGACUAUCGGCAAACAGCAGAGCGGCUCGUCUACUGCACAAUCAUUUGGCUGGCAAGGAGCAGCCUCCGCCACCACGCAAGUCUAUCAUCCGAGUUAAAUGGAGUGAAACUGUGGUGUGUCACAUGAGGGUGUUUGGUUGUGCAGGUGCUGUGGCAUUUGUGGUGUUGCUAACGCAUUCUUUGCCUGUGAUUGUAGUGGAGCUCUGUUCGCCGUGCACAGAAACGUCAAGCGUCAGUGAUUUGGAGCAGCAUGCCACUGGUGGUAGCAACACUCUCGGUCAGUGUGGUGCAGGGAAGUAA